UGCCGAAGAGUCAAGCCCCCACUGCCACAAUUUCGUCAACCCUUUUCAUCGAACCCUAUAAAAGCCUCCUCCUCGUUCGCUUUGACCCUCUUUCUUCUGAUAAACCAGUAUUCCAAUGGCGGAUCAUUCUUGUGCUAAAUCCUCCGCCAUGAUCUCCACUGAUGAAGCUCUCCGAAUUGUGCUAGAAGUCGCUCGACGCCUACCCCCCGUCGCCGUCUCUCUCAACGAUGCUCUUGGGAAGGUCUUGGCCCAAGAUAUUCGUGCUCCUGACCCUUUGCCCCCCUAUCCAGCCUCCAUUAAGGAUGGUUAUGCAGUGGUUGCUUCAGAUGGGCCUGGGGAGUAUCCGGUGAUUACAGAAUCUAGAGCUGGAAAUGAUGGGGCUGGUGUGACGGUUACUCCGGGAACUGUUGCUUAUGUAACCACUGGAGGGCCAAUACCUGAGGGUGCUGAUGCGGUGGUUCAAGUUGAGGAUACUGAGCGAAUUGAAUCCAAGCGUGUAAAAAUAAUGGUGAAAACGAGGAAGGGUGCAGAUAUUCGCCCAGUGCUCAUGACACUGCCUUCCCAGGGAUGUGAUAUCGAGAAGGAUGCUCUUGUUUUAAAAGCUGGAGAUAAAAUAGGUGCCUCGGAAAUUGGCUUGCUUGCUACUGUGGGUGUCAUGACAGUGAAGGUAUAUCCUACGCCAGUUGUUGGUGUUCUAUCUACUGGAGAUGAACUUGUAGAGCUACAUACUGAGUGUCUAGGUCGUGGGCAGAUUAGGGAUUCAAACCGUGCUAUGUUACUUGCUGCUGCUGUCCAACACCAAUGCAAAGUUAUCGACCUUGGUAUUGCUAGAGAUGAUGAAUGCGAGCUUGAGAAGAUCUUGGAAGAUGCCUUUUCUGCUGGAGUUAACAUCCUUCUAACUUCUGGUGGUGUUUCAAUGGGAGAUAGGGAUUAUGUCAAGCCGUUACUUGCUAAGAAAGGAGUUGUAUAUUUUAAUGCGGUCUUCAUGAAACCGGGGAAACCUCUGACUUUUGCAGAGAUCAAACCAGAUGCAACAGAAAAUAAGGAAUUGAAUCAGAUUCUUGCAUUUGGGUUGCCUGGAAAUCCUGUGAGCUCUUUAGUUUGUUUCCAACUAUUUGUAGUCCCUGCCAUCCGCCACCUUGGGGGAUGGGCAAAUCCUCAUCUUCUGAGAGUUCAGGUUCGUCUUUCAGAGCCGAUAAAGUCAGAUCCUAUUCGACCACAGUUUCAUGGUGCAAUUGUCAAAUGGAAAGACAAUGAUGGGUCAGGAAACCCUGGUUUCUCUGCAGAGGGUACUGGUCAACAGAUGAGUAGCAGACUUUUGAAUUUGAAAUCUGCCAAUGCUUUGUUGGAGUUGCCACCAACGGGAAGUAUAAUAGCUCCUGGCACUUCUGUAUCAGCUAUCAUUAUUUCUGAUAUAAGCAGUAUUGCUGGUCGUGCCAACUCUUUUUCAUCUGACUUGAUAGUUUCCUUAAAAAGUAAUAUAUCGAAAGAAAUUACAACCACUCAAGCUCAAGAUAUCAGGUUUAAAGUAGCUAUUCUUACUGUGAGUGAUACUGUUGCAUCUGGGGCUAAUCCUGAUCGAAGUGGACCAAGGGCUGUUUCUAUUGUCCAAGCCUCAUCAGAAAAACUAGGAGGAGCUGAAAUUGUUGCAACAGCUUCUGUCUCAGAUGAUGUCAGUAGAAUCCAGGAUGUUCUUGUGAGAUGGUGUGACAUUGAUAAAGUAGAUCUCAUUCUCACACUGGGUGGAACUGGAUUUUCCCCGAGAGACGUGACGCCCGAAGCAACCAAACCGUUAUUGCACAAAGAGACCCCUGGUCUACUAUAUGUCAUGAUGCAAGAGAGCCUUAAGGUAACACCAUUUGCCGUGCUCUCACGUUCUGCAGCUGGGAUUAGAGGAUCAACCUUGAUUAUCAACAUGCCCGGGAAUCCCAAUGCGGUAGCGGAGUGCAUGGAGGCCUUGUUGCCAAGCCUUAAACAUGCACUGAAGCAGAUAAAAGGGGACAAGAGAGAGAAGCAUCCUCGUCAUGUUCCUCAUGCAGAAGCAGCACCUACAAACAUUUGGGAGCAGAGUUAUAAGCUGGCUUCUGAAGGAUUAAAAGAAACUGGGUGUUCCUGUUCUCAUUAAAAGACAAUGAGAAUGUUUCAGCAAAAAUCACUGAAACUUGGCAAGUUUUGUUCAAUGUUCUACCAUUGCUUUUUAACUGUACAUCUCAACCCUCAGAUUAGGAGCCUUUUGUGACUAAUUGCUGCUGCUGAGUGUACUGUCUAAACAGACAAGGCUAUGUCUAUACUCUCAUAUGGCAUGUCGUAUAUUAUCAUUAUCAUUAGAUCUAGUUUCAAAUU
Molecule: messenger RNA, 2343 nt
Organism: Momordica charantia (bitter melon)
Lineage: Eukaryota; Viridiplantae; Streptophyta; Magnoliopsida; Cucurbitales; Cucurbitaceae
Gene: B73
Product: molybdopterin biosynthesis CNX1 protein / molybdenum cofactor biosynthesis enzyme CNX1 (CNX1)
Biological process (GO): Mo-molybdopterin cofactor biosynthetic process
Cellular component (GO): cytoplasm; cytosol
Molecular function (GO): molybdopterin molybdotransferase activity
Source: RefSeq, a predicted model, not a curated record